Messenger RNA from Fonsecaea monophora, 3894 nucleotides. RefSeq lists its product as hypothetical. The transcript is spliced from 2 exons. The coding region runs from base 1 to 3894 and encodes 1297 amino acids. The record is from RefSeq and is a predicted model, not a curated record. NCBI's taxonomy places the organism in Eukaryota, Fungi, Ascomycota, Eurotiomycetes, Chaetothyriales, Herpotrichiellaceae.
AUGCCGUCCACACGACCUUGUGCGGCAUUUGAGCCCAUCUCACCAGACUUCGAUCUGAAAGCCCUGGUCGAGUCUCAGCCGAAUUUCGAGUGGGUUGUUCGCAUCCACUGCGACAUGAUAGAUCACCAGGGCCUGGAAAACUUCGAGAAACUGGUCCUCAUUCAUGUCAUUCUCGGUGGAAAACCUCUUGUCAUCGAGGGUUAUGAACAACGACUUGACAGAUGGACUUUCGCGCUGCAGUGGCUCCGUGACAACUGUGGAUCAAAAGUUGAAAACGCAAGAGAUCUCACCAAGAAGGCCAAUGUCCCGCUAUCGAUUGGCCACUACUUGAAUAAUAUGGCAUUAUUGACAAACCAGUGGACACCACGGAACUACAAGGACCCCGCGCGUCAGCGGAUGUAUCUCAAAGAUAUCGACUGCCCGCAGCUGUGGCAAGAUAAACUAUCGGAAAUCAUUCCUGCGGGUCUCUUCUACCUCAAUGAGUCCACAGGUGAUGUGGGUGGGUUUGGAGCAAUGGACCAAAACGACCCUAUUCGGCCAGGUGUGAGAAAAGGGAAGGGAAUCGCCAGAGCUGGAGAUUUGAUGAGCAGUCUUCCAAAAGAAAUGCGCGCGGAAAACCUCAUGUGCUAUAUCGGUCACGAAGGCACCUAUACCCCGGCCCACCGUGAGAUGUGCGCAAGUCUUGGUCAGAACAUCAUGGUCGAAGCUUCCACAGGCCUAGCUGAAGACGGAAAAAUCACCAAGCCAGGUUCUUCUAUUUGGUUCAUGACCGAAACCAAAGAACGGGAGGUGGUCGCCGAGUACUGGCUUUCUCGCCUUGGUCAUGACAUUGAGAUCGAAAAUCAUUUCGCCCAAGUCAACGCGUGGAAGAAUGCACCGUUCAAGACAUACGUUGUCGAACAGAAGCCCGGUGAUUUUAUCCUUAUUCCUCCAUUGGCUCCGCAUCAGGUGUGGAACCGUGGAACCAGAACGAUGAAAGUCGCUUGGAACAGAACAACCGUCGAAACUCUCGAGAUGGCAAUGCAUGAAGCUCUACCACGAGCGAGGAUGGUAUGCCGCGAUGAACAGUACAAGAACAAGGCAAUCGUUUAUUACACCAUGCAAAAAUACUCGAAACUCCUUCGGCUGGCAGAGAAGUUCAGACAGAAGUCAAUAGGCCCCAAACAUAGAAACCCAGGCGACUCGAAGGUCAGGCAGCUAGAAAAGGACUUCCGCAGACUGCAGGUUCUGUUCACUGAAAUAUUGGUGUCGGAAAGCUUCCUUCCGGCCCGUCCCGAGAAAAAGGUUGAGUAUAUCCCGUACGAGAGCAACAUUACUUGUUCAUAUUGCCGCUGCAAUAUUUUCAACCGGUUUCUCACCUGUCCCAAUUGCGUGGAGCAGUUGGCAAACGGCGAAGAAGACACAUAUGACAUCUGCAUGGAGUGUUAUGCAAUGGGCCGAAGCUGUGCAUGCAUUUCAAAAUUGAGGUGGGUCGAGCAGUGGCCUUGGGGAGAGCUGACCCAGAAACACGAACAAUGGCGCCUGCAGAUUCUGCAAUAUGAGGGCAGGGUGACUGAAAAAUCACCCAUGCCACUGAAAAUUGAACUGGACAGACUCGGCAGCAAGAGAACUCUGGCGCAGAUCUGCCAGUGUGAAUUAGACAGGAGGCCAUAUCGAGACAGGAAGCGUCCGCCAUCGCCUGUGACAGGUGACGAUCGCGAAGAAGUGGAGGAGGUGGACGCCAACGGGAUCGUCAAGAAAAAGAAAAAGAUCAAGCGAACCGAAAAGUUUCUGAAGGCACACGCUCGUUGUCAUGUUGAUUUCCACUGGGAGCCUAAAUGGAAACAAGCAACGUGCACGAAAUGCAGCAAGAAUUAUUGUUACGGCACUCUUUUCCGAAGAUUCGACAUGAAGCCACAGGACAUUCUCGCCGAUCCGAACUGGCUGUGUCCGAGCUGUCUAAAUAUCUGUGGCUGCCGUCAAUGUAAGACGAGGCCGGGGUACAAGCCCUACACCCCGUCGGGAACUAUCCUUGGUCACAACACCAAGGCAAUAGCCGACCCGCGCUCGGUGGAAAGUCUGGUAGACUUCAGCUACUCGAACAUCGCGUGGAUCCAAAAAGCAGACGAUGAUCACGGGGAUCACUCACGUCGCCUCGAAAAGCGUCGUCAAGAGGCAGAAGUAGCCAAGGCAAUCAGGCCUGAGCUCGGUGAGCAUUAUGUCGACGGUGAUCAACAGAUGGAUGACGAAGUCGAGGAGGGUCUCCUUCGGUUGGCGCAACAAGAGGGGAUACCGAUCGAUCCGGCGUUGGGAGCUCUAGGUCCACCUGAGUCCCCUGCAGAUGACGAGGACGACUACGACGAAAACCCCGAAGGAGUGAAGGUCGCAGGAGAGUCAAUCCCCAUUGACGACGUUGCAACUCAAUAUGCACUUCCCGAAGGUGGCGUCAUCAGGAAUGUUGAGCACGCUUACGAUCCCACCGAGGCUAUCACUUAUGACUAUCCCGAUCCAGAGGGCGGUCUUCAUAUUCCUGUCCGUGUCGAGGAAGAGCAAGCGGUCGUAUCUUCAGGAUAUGCGACUGCUGGCGGAGAGGACCGGGCAGAGAUUGAAAUGGUCGAGCGAAAACGGAAGCGCGUGAGGAUUGAUGAUGGUGACCGUCCUUAUUAUCCCAAGAAACCCAACACUGAGAAAAACAAGGCCCGAAAGUCUCUGAUUGUGAAGUUGCCGCUUCCAGCAGAGAGACUUCAAGAGAUUGAAAGAAUGGCAAAUGUUGCACGGCGGGCCUUGGGCGGAGUGGAAGCACCUGCACCAGUCAUCAGCUCGGACCUGCAAGCUCUUAACGCGGCCGAAGGAAAUCCUCAGACCGGGCCAAAGAAGAUUCGGCGAGGUGAUGAACAUGUUGCUGUCGAACAAGAUGAUGAAUUUAUGCCCGGUCGAUAUCGCGACCGCCGGAAACACACCACAGAUGGAGCGCAUCGACCGCCGCCUGACGCAGAGAUUACUAGGCGGCAAACCCGGAUGCAAAAAUCCCACUAUGAAGAGCCAUCAGAGGAUGAGUUCAACGAGGUUGUCUCUGAGCCUGCUUCUGAGCGCCGCAAAUCCACGAACACACCGACGAUGAACGUGGUGAGGUUGGACGAUGCCGAGUCAGACUUUGAUUCUUCCAUGUCCUUGGACAAUGAAUCUCCAGAGAAUCCGAGCUCUGCCUCGAGCCCGCCGGCUGAAGUUGCAGCGAGCGGUCCCAAGCCAGCACCACUAACGGCCACGAAAGCGCCCAAACUGACUGUGGUGCAAAGUGUCUAUAGAACCGCAACGACAAACUCCCCAGACGAGCGAAGUGAGAGAUCGGACUUUGUAUACUCACCAGCACCGCCUCCAACGAAAACGACUGUUACUAAAUCAACGUUAGCUACUUCGAACCUAGAUCACGCAAGAGCUGCAGCUGAAGCGCAGGCGAAUCGACGGGCAAAAAUGGCCGCCAUCGAGUGGAUGGAGAACGAGAGCGAAGACCUAGACGAUGUUUGGUCUCGAGGGUCGUUCUUAGAGGACGAUUCCUUGGGCAGUAAGGCCACUCCUCCAGCUCAGGUAGAAGCGGUCACUGGCAGAGAUGAAGAGAUAGAAGAGGAAGAAGCUGUUCCACCUCCUUUACCACCUUCACCUCCCAAGCCCGUCACGAAUAACAAAAAACAGGCGGGAAGACCUCCGGCUGCCCCGGCUGCACCGAAACGCGUAAUUGCACCGACUGUGAAAGCGUUGGCUUCGGAGUGGGCGGAUAGUGAUGAUUCGGACGAUGGCGCACCACUUCGUGGACCAGGCGGCCCAGGCGGUGCUUGGACUUCCGUUAAUCACGGUCCUGCACGCGCCAGUCAAGUGGUGGCUCCGAAGAGGAGAGGGAGGCCACCAAAACGUCGUUAG